AAGAGGAGGAGGAGGAUGUGGCGCGCGGAGGGGAAAUGGCUGCCGAAAACAAGCCGGAAGGACUGAAGAAAAUCCGUAAUCCGGAUCGAAUGUACAGAUCAGCUGUGUGUUAUUCGGCCCAUGCUCUUCCUAAGAGUGUCAGUGAAGACACAGAGACGAACAAUGAACAUGGACAUUUGAAAAUAUACCUGCCCAAAAAGCUGCUUGAAUGUCUACCAAAAUGCUCCACGUUGCCAAAAGAGAGACACAGGUGGAACACCAAUGAGGAAAUUGCAGCAUACUUGAUAACAUUUGAAAAGCAUGAAGAAUGGUUGACAACAUCCCCUAAAACAAGGCCACAGAAUGGGUCGAUGAUCCUCUACAAUAGGAAGAAGGUGAAGUACAGAAAGGACGGCUACUGCUGGAAAAAAAGGAAAGAUGGGAAGACCACGCGGGAGGAUCACAUGAAGCUCAAAGUACAAGGAGUGGAGUGUCUGUACGGCUGUUACGUCCACUCCUCCAUCAUCCCCACCUUCCACCGCAGGUGCUACUGGCUUUUACAGAACCCAGACAUUGUCCUGGUCCACUACCUGAAUGUGCCAGCUAUCGAGGAUUGUGGGAAGCCAUGUGGGCCCAUCCUGUGCUCCAUCAAUACAGACAAGAAAGAAUGGGCCAAAUGGACGAAGGAGGAACUCAUUGGCCAGCUGAAACCCAUGUUUCAUGGCAUCAAGUGGACUUGCAGCAAUGGGAACAGCAGCUCUGGCUUCUCUGUGGAGCAGCUGGUGCAGCAGAUACUGGACAGCCACCAGACCAAGCCUCCUCCCCGGACUCACAACUGCCUCUGCACUGGCACUCUGGGUGCUGGGAGCAGUGUGCAUCAUAAGUGUAACAGCGCCAAACACCGCAUUAUCUCUCCCAAAGUGGACCCUCGUUCAGGUGGUUACAGCAGAACCCACUCUGAGCUCCAGAAUAAUGAUGUGUCUGAGGGCAAGACAGAACACAGCCACAGCAGCAAAAACAGCGGAGGAACAGGAGGAGGAAGCGUACGUGAAAAACGCAAUGGCAAGGUCCAUAAACCUGUGCUGCUGCACCAGAACAGCACUGAGGUCUCCUCUACCAAUCAGGUGGAAGUGCCAGACACGACCCAGAAUUCCCCUGUGUCCAUCAGCAGCGGGCUGAAUUCUGACCCCGACAUGGCUGACAGCCCAGCGGUCACAGGCAUGGGCCAUGUUGCCUCUGUUAUGAGCAGCCUAUCCCAGAGUGUCUUCAUGUCUGAGGUGACUGGGGAUCCCGUCUACAGCAUGUCCCCUACUGGAGGCCACAAUACCCAUAUUAUGGGCCCCGACGCCACCUCUCACAGUCUGGUCUUAGGAGUCACCUCUGACAGCCACAAGUUUGCUUUUCCAGGAAGCGGCAAUGCAGAUACAGGUGGUCCCGGAGCAGAUGGGCUGUCCAUGCUCUCUGCCUCCGGCGUCUCUGACGAGCUUGUCCUCUCCAACAGCCUAGACUCCAGCAGCAUCAAAAUCCCAGAAGCCACCAUGAACUUUGACCCCGACUGCUUCCUGAACAACCCGAAGCAGGGCCAGACAUAUGGGGGAAGUGGAUUAAAGCAGGAGAAUGGCACAUCCAGUGCCUCAUCCUCCUCAACAGUUAGCACCAAUGGUUUGCAACGCUCGCCAACUAUAUCCGAUUCAAACUACGGCUUCAGUUCUGCACUGGUAAAGAACAUCAAGACCGAGGACACCUCCUUCGAGCAACAGCUUGCCAAAGAAGGGAGAUACCAAGUGGGGCCAGUUGUAAGCUGUAGCGUUUCCAGCGGCUCAGGCUCCCAGAACUCACUCACAUUGACCCCUGCUUCCUCUCUGCUUCCCUCUGGAGGGGGCCUGAGUCCAAGCACCACCUUGGAGCAGAUGGAUUUCAGUGCCAUCGAUGCGAAGCAGGACUACUCCGCCGGUGCCACAGCAGUAAGUUAUAGCCAUGCAUUGAACAACCUAGCUCACCAAAACCGAUCUCCAAGCUUUUUUCUUCAAGAAGCACCACAGACAGCCCAGAACCAGCAAGGCCGGCAGAGCUCCAGCCAGAAGGGCCACCUUCUGGAACAUAAUACCGCUGACGGAGCCUACAUGGGUCUGCAGGUUGUAAAGACAGAAUCACCUGGCAGUAAUGGUCAUCUCCACCACCAUCACACCCACCAGGGCCAACACAGACCCAACUGCAAUGGAGGCUCACCCACCGAGGGACAAGGACAGACUGGCUCACUGCAACUCCUUCAAUACCAAGGAGGUUUCCCAGGACUUGGUCCAGAGCAUGAGGAAGUGGUCGGCAUGGAUCAGAACCGCAAUGUUGGGUCCGGCCAGUCUGGGGCCACUGAAAAUGGGACAGAUGGUUUACUAAAGUCUGGGAAUCAUCUACAAGCCUGCGGAGGAGGAAGCAGAGAGAGCGGAGGAGCAGAUCACUUCAUGCAGCAGAGCUCUGAGAACAGAGCCGGAGCUGAGGCCGUGGCUUUGAGGAAUGGAAACACCACGGGUGGGCCCAACAGCGGCUCGCAACAGCAACUCCAGCCACUGCUUCAGGGAGCUAAUUUGGUUCAGGGGCUCUACAACACUCACCACGGGCUUAGUGGGGCUGGAGCCAAUGGCAGAGGAGGCACGGGCAUGGAAAUCAGCUUGGAUCAUUUUGACAUCUCUUUUGGAAACCAGUUUUCUGACCUCAUCAACGAUUUCAUCUCAGUGGACAGCGGAGCCACAGCGGUAGGGGCUGCAGGGACGUUAUACACCCACCAGUUGGUGGCCCCGCCUGGGUCGGAAGGAGCGGCCACCUCAGGUGGGAACCAACAGCAAGGUCAUGAGGAUGCAGCCAACAGGGUGGCAGGAUAUAGCCCCUCAGAGCUUUGCCUCCAGUCGUGCUGCAGCCCCCAGUCUUUAGGUGGAGGUGCUGGUGCUGGCAUAAGGUCAGGAGAGACAGGCUCACUGGCCUACAUGCAUGUCGCUGAAGUAGUGUCAGCAGCAGUGGCCCAGGGCACUCUGGGAAUGUUGCAGGCCACUGGGCGACUUUUCAUGGUCACUGACUACUCUCCAGAGUGGUCCUACCCAGAGGGUGGUGUGAAGGUUUUAAUCACAGGGCCAUGGCAAGAAGACAGCAGCAGCUACACUUGCCUGUUUGAUCAGAUCUCUGUCCCUGCCUCCCUGAUUCAGCCUGGAGUUUUACGUUGCUACUGUCCCGCCCAUGACACAGGCUUGGUGACUCUGCAGGUGGCUGUCAGUAAUCAAAUCAUCUCUAACUCGGUUGUGUUUGAGUAUAAAGCCCGUGCACUGCCCUCCCUACCUUCAUCCCAGCAUGACUGGCUGUCACUUGACGAUAACCAGUUCAGAAUGUCCAUCCUGGAGCGGCUGGAACAGAUGGAGCGCAGGAUGGCUGAGAUGGCUGGUCAGCAGCAGCAGGGCAGCGGAGGAACAGCAGGGACUGGAGGGGGAGGAGGAGGAGGAAACGGAGGCUCUAAUAGCCAGUCUCAGUGUAUCUCGGGACAAGCAGGAAGCUCUUUUGAGAGUCGUGUGGUUGUUGUUUGUGAGAAGAUGAUGAACAGAGCCUGCUGGGCCAAAUCUAAACAUCUGAUUCACUCCAAGACCUUCCGGGGCAUGACCUUGCUACACCUUGCUGCAGGCCAAGGCUACGCCACCCUCAUCCAGACUCUCAUCAAAUGGCGCACGAAGCAUGCAGACAGCAUUGAUCUGGAACUUGAGGUGGACCCUCUCAACGUGGAUCACUUCUCUUGUACUCCACUGAUGUGGGCUUGUGCAUUGGGUCACCUAGAGGCAGCUGUGGUCUUGUACAAGUGGGACCGGAGAGCACUGGCCAUCCCAGACUCUCUAGGGCGCCUGCCCCUCUCCAUCGCCCGCUCCCGUGGCCACACCAAGCUGGCAGAAUGUCUGGAGCAGCUCCAGAGGGAGGAACAGCAGCAGCAGCAGACCCCAUCCUCUUUACCCCCCACCUCUAGCAUGUCUUUCUCUCCCAACCCCGACAUCCCCACCUCCAACAGCUGGAUGGUCAGCUGGAGCAGUGACAGUAUGGUGGCCCCCUGCGGGCAGAACACUGGUACAGCCACCACUACUACAAUCCCUUGCACCAACCAGAACCCUGAUUUGAGAAGACCGAGAUCAGAGCCCUCCAGCUAUUACAGCAACGAGUGCCAGCGGGACAUCCCCCUCGCCAAAAAACACAAGCCCAACCCCGAGCUCGUGCAAGCACAGCUGGAUAAACCCAUGUCGGUUCCCUUGAACAUGGAGCAGCAGACACAUAAACUGUCAACCAGCCCUAAGACCCUUCCUUCCACCCCACCCAGCCCGGAUAAGAGCGUCUCAGAGGAGGGUUUGGGGACAGUGGGUAUCCCGCAAGCCAAGAUGGCCUCUUACCGCGGAGGGCAUAAAUGGGGCACUAGAGAAGUGCCCAGGAAGGGGGGCAUCAGUGGGGUAGGGAAGGAGAAGUUGGCCAGCCGGUUGCGACAGCGUGGCGAAUCCCUCAGCAUGCUGGGAAUGGUGGAGAGAGAGAUGGUAGACACUGAGAUACUUUCUUACAAGGAGGAUCUAGAGAACCAGGACUGCCUCUCGCACAUGGAAGACCUACAGGCGAAUAUGAUGAGCCUGGCAGAGCACAUCAUUGAGGCCACUCCGGAGCGUAUCAAGCGGGAACAUUUACCAACCGUGGAGUCUGUUCCUCUGGACAACAGUGGGCUCACCAACACCAUGAGCUGGCUAGCCAGUUACCUGGGAGACGUGGAACACUUGCCCAGCAUCAUCCACUUGAGUCCCAUAUACAGUGAACCCCUGACCCCUCCCUCCAACCCUAUCCUGAGCCCGGGUAACUCACCCAUGUGUGAGGGUCAGUUUGAGAAGCCGACCUUGCCUGCUCCGUCCGAGUGGAGUGAGUUUCUCAGAGCCUCCAACAGCAAAGUGGAGAGAGAGCUAGCCCAGCUCACGCUGUCCGACCCUGAGCAGAGGGAGCUCUACGAAGCCGCACGGCUGGUGCAGACCGCUUUCCGCAAGUACAAGGGACGCCCACUGCGCGAGCAACAGGAAGUAGCCACCGCUGUCAUUCAGCGCUGUUACAGGAAGUACAAGCAGCUAACAUGGAUAGCCUUGAAGUAUGCACUUUAUAAGAAGAUGACGCAGGCCGCCAUCCUUAUCCAGAGUAGGUUCCGCAGCUACCACGAGCAGAAGAAGUUCCAGCAGAGCCGGCGGGCGGCCGUGCUGAUCCAGCAGUGCUACCGCAGCUACAGAGUGUUCGGCCGGCUGAGGCCUCACCGCAGAGCGGCCACCGCCGCUCUGGUCCAGCACAAACUCAGAAGCAGUCUUCUAACUAAGAGGCAGGAUCAGGCCGCCCGCAAGAUCAUGAGGUUCCUCCGCCGCUGCCGCCACAGCCCCUUGAUGGACCAUAGACUAUUCAAGCGGAGUGAGAGAAUUGAGAAAGGCCAGGGAACAUGAGAGCGUCCAGAAGAGCCCCCUCACAAUGUGACAUUACUCUCCAGACUCUUCCUUUCAGUUUUUCUGUUUCAACCAGAGAUGUUUUACAAGAGGAAAAAAAAUAGCAAGAACACUGCAACUCUUACUACUACUGUAUGACUGAUACUUCGGCUACUAAACAACUGCGUUUUUUCAUAUCUCUUUAUUCCUUCUAUGUUUAUUUUAUGAAGGAAAGAGCCAACUGCUGUGGAUCAAAAACUCUAAGGACGUUGUUUAAGGAGAAACAACAUUUGCUUCAUGGCAUUUUUUGCACUUUUUAAUGGAUUGAUUUGUCAUUUUGGAUGAGCAUUAAAAUGUUUUGUUUGAAAAAAGGGAAAAAAAGGAUGGAUGGAAGUCCUGCUCUUCAGUGGCUUGUAAAGAGAAGAUAAAUGAAGUGAGAAAGAAAGAGAGAAGAUGACAAAAUAUGGAGUCGACACAGAAACAUGUUCCGACUGUAUUUCAUAGUUUUCAAAAGAAGUGUUUAGUGAGUAAAAUUGUUACCAAAAAUGAUGAAUAAUUCAUGAAUUAGUUUUUGUACAUGCUUUACUCCACAACCAGACAAAUUCGUCAGAAACUUCUUCCAGUCUGUCCCUUACGCUUACGAAUGUAAGAGGGAAACGAGGCUUGGGUGACAUGUCAAAUGCUGAUGUUGAUCUGCUAAAAAGAUGUGUGAAAAACACAUACAAUUUUAACAAACAACUAUUUUCAAAUUGAUGAUAUUCUGCCAGUUCAAAGUUAGCGAGACAUCACAGUGCAGUGGAUCGCUCCAGGCAGAUCUUGUCUUAUGCAUGCUUGAAACUAGGCCGCAGUCUUUUCAUUGUUUUGUUUUUAACUCCAUGAAUGUACUGGAGACACCAAAUGUCAUCACCUCUGCCCAUCAUUUACUAUUGGCAAGUUUGUAACGUUUUCUUUUGUUAAUCCAAUGAAACAGUCACUUUGUUCAGUUGAAAAUCAACUUCAGAGGUUUUCUAAGCUCUUUAAAGGAAAAUGACAUGCAUUGCCUUGAUAUCUUUGACAUACUUUGAAGGGUCUCCACACCUGGGGUUAGACAAAUCCAUAUUUUUGGCAAUUGAGCGGUUCCUGUACAUAAAGAGGGUUGCCGGUACGCAAAGUAAAACAUUUAUCUAAGCGGGAUUGUAUUUUAGAAAUAUAUUAUUUUACUCAUUGAAAGGGAUCAAAACAGAUUAGCGUCAAAAUCAGAAUAUUUGUAUAGUUUUGUUUGAAUGCCUAAGAAGUAUGGUUGUAUCGUUUGUACAUAGUGUAAAUACCUGGGAUAAAGUCAAGCUACUGUAUGUGCAUGACAAAAACGAACAAAGAUACAAAAAAAAAAGAGUUCAAAAGCAUU
This is a messenger RNA of Sinocyclocheilus rhinocerous, 6819 nucleotides long. Its product is annotated as calmodulin-binding transcription activator 1-like. Gene Ontology annotation, molecular function: protein binding; double-stranded DNA binding; transcription coregulator activity. The transcript has 24 exons. Lineage: Eukaryota; Metazoa; Chordata; Actinopteri; Cypriniformes; Cyprinidae. Gene Ontology annotation, cellular component: nucleus. The record is from RefSeq and is a predicted model, not a curated record. Bases 36 to 5456 code for a protein of 1806 amino acids. Gene Ontology annotation, biological process: regulation of transcription by RNA polymerase II.